UGUGUGUGUGUUUGUGUGUGUGUGUCUAUGUGUGUGUGAAAGAGAGAGAGAGAGAGAACAAGCGGCACUCUGACGCAAAUAACGCCAUGAAACAGGCCUUGGAGGGACGCUGAAGCUGACCUCAAGUCCUCAACUCUUUUUCUGAAGCCAAUCUAGUGAUUUUAGGAGUAAGUGCUGAGAGAAGGGGUCACUGGACAGGAUGUCGUCCCAUCAGCCUUGGUACCACGGCAAUAUCACUCGCUCUAAGGCAGAGGAUCUGCUCUCCAAAAAUGCUAAGGAUGGGAGCUUCCUCCUUAGAGACAGCGAGUCCAUACAAGGAGCUUAUGCCCUCUGCGUGCUGUACCAGAACUGUGUAUAUACCUAUAGAAUUCUACCCAAUGAAGAGAAAAAGCUUUCUGUGCAGGCAUCAGAAGGUGUCCCCAUUCGGUUCUUCUCUAUGCUCCCAGAGCUGGUUGAAGCAUACUAUAAGGAGAACAUGGGUUUAGUUACACAUCUGCAGUAUCCUGUGCAGAAGGAAGAGGAGCCAGAUGAUGAAUCAGAUCAAUUCAUUUCACCUCCUCAGCUACCACCGCGGAACAUCACACCCAGCGAAUGUAGAGAUUGUCACGCUGAGCCAGUAAAGACAAUAGAGCAAAGCCGGGUGUCAGUCAUAGACACGUACCAUCAGAGGCUGCAGCUUGUCGACAUGUCACACAUCUCUGAAGAGCACCAAAAGGCAAUCCAGGAGUACUUCAGCUCGGCUGUGGGUUUGGAUCUGGAGCAGGUACACAAUGGGAACCCCACACUCCCCAACCUGAAGAAGCUGCUCAAAACCAUCUGCAAGGGCCUCACCAGUGAGAUCUCACGUACACUCCCAACUCUGGAGUCCUUACAGAGAAUUGUAGAUCAGCCCAUGUCACCUGGAGCUGGGAGACUCAGAGGACAGCUCUCACUUGAUGCCAGCCAGUCUGUGGGCUUUAGGCUUGAGCAACUGACCAAGCUUUUGUAUUCAAUUGAAGACAAGGCUAAGAACACAGUAUUUGAAUCUGCUGGAUAUGAUGGAGGCCACAGGAAGUCACUUAUCCCUCCUGUAACAUUUGAAGUCAAAUCAGACUCGCUUGGCAUUUCAAACAAAAUGUUCCUAAAAGUCGAUGUAGAAAGUGGGAAAGUUUACUUCAAGAAGUCCAAAGAUGGACCUGAAGACAAAUACUUUGUGCACAAUAAAAUCUUACAGUUGGUAAAGUCCAAGAAAAUGCACACCAAACUGGAGAUAGUAUUGGAGACCGAGAAGGAGAAGACCCAGCGUAAAGAAUUUGUCUUUAAUGACACAAAGAAGAGGGAAGGUUUCUGUCAAUUACUUCAGCAGAUGAAAAACAAGCAUUCAGAUAAGGCUGAGCCGGAUAUGAUCAGCUUGUUUGUUGGAACGUGGAACAUGGGAAAUGCCAGCCCACCACCCCACAUUACCUCAUGGUUUCAGUCCAAGGGGCAAGGGAAGAGCCGGGAUGACACAGCCAGUCAGAUCCCACAUGAUAUCUAUGUUAUUGGAACGCAGGAAGACCCACUGGGAGAAAAGGAUUGGAUAGAUAUAGUAAGGGGAACCCUCAGGGACAUCACAAACAUCAGCUUUAAACAGAUAGCUACUCAGACACUGUGGAAUAUAAGAAUCGUCGUUCUUGCCAAGCCGGAACAUGAGAACCGCAUCUCCCAUGUCUUCUGCCACAGUGUUAAGACUGGAAUAGCUAAUGCCCUGGGAAAUAAAGGAGCAGUGGGAGUAUCAUUUAUGUUUAAUGACACUUCAUUUGGGUUUGUUAACAGUCAUUUGACCUCAGGCAGUGAAAAGAAGAUCAGACGAAAUCAGAAUUAUGUCAACAUCCUGCGCUUUCUGAAUCUAGGAGAUAAGAAACUUAAUCUGUUCGACAUUACACAUCGUUUCACACACCUCUUUUGGUUGGGGGAUCUGAACUACCGUAUUGACCUUCCACCAACGGAAGCUGAGAACAUUGUGAUGAAGAUCAAACAGCAGCAGUAUCAGGAACUGUUAAGCAGAGAUCAGCUCAACAUGGAAAGGGCAGAUGAAAAGGUUUUUCUGUACUACGAAGAAGAAGAAAUCACGUUUCCCCCAACAUAUCGUCUUGAGAAAGAUACACAUGAAAGAUAUGUCUACACCAAAGCCAAAGCAACAGGGACUAAAUAUAACUUACCCUCAUGGUGUGACCGUGUGCUUCGCAAGUCCUACCCACAUGUUCACGUGGCUUGUCACUCAUAUGGAUGCACAAAUGACAUCAUGACAAGUGAUCACUGUCCUGUAUUUGCUACAUUUGAUGUUGGAGUGACUUCACAGUUUGUCUCUAAGAAUGAUCCAACAAAAGAGUCUCAGGGAGCAAUUAAGUUUAUGAACUGUGUUGCCACUCUUAAGACCAAAUCCAAGACAAAGUUUUUCAUUGAAUACCAUUCAAGCUGCUUGGAAAAAUUUGUCAAGAGUUCUGAAAUAGAUAAUCAAGAUAGCACAGAAGGUACCAUAAAGGUUCGCUUUGCAGCACAUGUACAGCUUACUCCCAUCAUUUCAGACCCAGAAUACUUACUAGAUCAGCACAUACUCAUCAGUAUAACCUCUACAGACAGCGAUGAAUCCUAUGGCGAGACAUGUGUGGCCUUGCGGGCUGCUGAGAGAGAUUACACAGAGUUUGUUGUCCCACUUACACAUCAUGGUGAGCAGACAGGUAUGUUAUCAGGAGGCAUCCAGCUACGUACAUCCGAAGGGAAACUGACAGAGAAGCUAUAUGAUUUCAUUAAGAUUGGUGACGACUCAGGAACUGGUAAAGCCAAAUCAGGAGAUUAUAGCAACAAGUCUUUGGCUCUUCCCACUGAUAUUAGCAAUCCUAAUUAUAUGGAUGUUGGCUACAAAACUAACAACCAGUCAGGUUGGAGCUAUACAAUGCAGUCCAGCAGACCAGGAGCUAAAGACACAGCUACAGGAAACACCUCACCAAAAAAGACUGCAUAUGAUUAUUCUGCAUGCAGCCCAACAGGAAAACUGUCCAGUCCAACAUCUGAAGAUGGGCAACCAGCAGAGAUGUUUGACAAUCCACUUUAUGGAUCAAUGGGGGUGUCACGAAGUGGCAAGGAUCAAGAGAUGUCCCGUAAAGAUCACUUGGUGAUUCCUGAGAUUUUUGCCUUUCCAAAAGGCAGUGAGUCUGACGCUGAUCGCGCACCUCCAGUCCCGACCCCUCGCGCUCGCUCCUUCACCUGCUCAGAGAGCAAAGGCCAGAAUCCUUCCUCGACUCCCUGCAGCAACACCAACAGCUGCAGCAGCAACCACAGCAGCAAUAGCAGUCUACAGCCCCAGUCCUUCAGCAAGAAGCCUGUGGUACCCUCUCGCUCUGAAGGAGGAGGGAUGAUGUCUGGAAAGCCAAAACUGCCUACAAAAUCUCGCCCAGGUCAAAUACCAGAGCCCCAGUCAAAGCCCAGAGACUACAGAGACUCAUCAGAGUUACCAGGCAAGAUGCGGCCUCAUUCCAGACCAUCCCAGCCACUCCCCAAAGAUGUGCAUCCUGAGACAGCACCAAGUCCAAAGGCAGGUCGCCCUUUGAAAUAAGCCUACGUUUAAGUUCUCCAGAGACCAACUGUGAUCAGAGCAAAUUUAAGGCACAUUAAAAAAGCAAGACAAGCUUCACUUUGUGUGCAGCAUUCUUCAAGAUAGAAAAAAAAGGAAAUAAAAAGAUGAAUAGAUACAGCAACAGUGCCAUGAUCUUGCACACUUGAACUCUUCUGGUCCAACACAAAUGAAUGUACAGUACAGUACAGUACACCAAAUUUAGCAGCAUUUAGAGACUAUGCAUAAUGAUUGUUCAUCAGAUGAAACUCAACAUUGCCAAUCUCUCCACAGAUUCUUUCAUUUUUUUAUGUGGAUGGCUAAUGAUUACUGAUCUACAUACAUAUCUCAGUGCAUUUUUUUUUCUUUGCUAGAUUUUCUGGGAAUAUUUGUGUAAUGUGAUCCAACGUUCAGUUUGAUUGACACUGUAAUUUCCUGGAUGCUGUGCUGAGAUAACUGGAGAGUAAGUCAUGAAGAAGAAUAAGAAGAAUAAAUUACUGAAUAAUAUGGAUAAUUAAUAAAUGAACAUAAAGCAAUGAGAAUAAUAAGUUUGCAGUGAUCACAUGAACUUUUUUGUAAAUCCAUGCAGUUAGGCAGACAUUUACAUUUAUGGGUGUAAAAAAAAAGGAUCUGUAUUUGAUGAGCUGGGAUCAUUAUCUUGUGAAUUUACGCCAUUGCAUUAAAACUCAUCUCAAAUGUC
This is a messenger RNA of Tachysurus fulvidraco (yellow catfish), 4271 nucleotides long. RefSeq names its product inositol polyphosphate-5-phosphatase D (gene inpp5d). The transcript is spliced from 27 exons. Gene Ontology annotation, molecular function: phosphatase activity. NCBI's taxonomy places the organism in Eukaryota, Metazoa, Chordata, Actinopteri, Siluriformes, Bagridae. The record is from RefSeq and is a predicted model, not a curated record. Gene Ontology annotation, biological process: phosphatidylinositol dephosphorylation. Bases 200 to 3574 code for a protein of 1124 amino acids.